AUGCAUGUGUCAUUCUGUCUCGAACAGGCCAUCUACAUGAUUAAGUUAAUUGACCCCUCAUUACUAUAUAAGCACCCUGUGAAAGUCACCGCCAACGAAGAUAAGCUGUCCAUUGUUGAUACCAGUGCUGCUAUUCAGCGUCACGCUUGCAAGGAGUGUGGUGUUCACCUUUACGGACGUAUUGAAGUCGACCACGCUUUCAAGGGUCUUGACUUUGUCCACGUCGAGUUGUCUGACGUUAAGGGAUGGCAAGAGCCUCAAUUCGCUGGCUUUGUCUCUUCGAUUAUUGAGCAAGGCUUCGACCCAGCCAAGAUGGGUGAGGUCCGCGACAAGUUCCACUCCGUUGGUUUGGAUACUUUCGACGCCUUGAAUCCAACUUUGAUGGACCUCUUGGCCGCUUUCACUGCUAGGAAAAACGGCAAGUUGUGA
Messenger RNA from Kuraishia capsulata CBS 1993, 429 nucleotides. RefSeq lists its product as uncharacterized. The coding region runs from base 1 to 429 and encodes 142 amino acids. Gene Ontology annotation, molecular function: carbon-sulfur lyase activity. Lineage: Eukaryota; Fungi; Ascomycota; Pichiomycetes; Pichiales; Pichiaceae. The record is from RefSeq and is a predicted model, not a curated record. The transcript has 3 exons.